This is a messenger RNA of Photinus pyralis (common eastern firefly), 2706 nucleotides long. Its product is annotated as UNC93-like protein. Lineage: Eukaryota; Metazoa; Arthropoda; Insecta; Coleoptera; Lampyridae. Gene Ontology annotation, cellular component: striated muscle dense body; plasma membrane. Gene Ontology annotation, molecular function: potassium channel regulator activity. Gene Ontology annotation, biological process: regulation of potassium ion transport; regulation of muscle contraction. The transcript has 7 exons. The record is from RefSeq and is a predicted model, not a curated record. Bases 247 to 2061 code for a protein of 604 amino acids.
GUUCUCGUUGAAGAAGCUCUUCCUCGCGCUACCAAACUCAUUUAUUUACCACCACUCCGUCUGCUUUGUUUUUUACCAAACACAUUUUUUAAUUCCUUCGCGUACUUAGCAGUUGUUAAUUCGGCGGGCAUCCUUGGUUGAAGUUAUAGUUGAGUGCGAGCAUUUGUUUUUUUGUAGAUCCAGAAUUACUUUUUAAUGAUUGUUUACAUUCUUCAUUGGCCAAAGAGUUAGUGAUCUGAAUACAAAAUGGUGUUCGAUUUUUCCAAGUACGCCAAAACUUAUAUACCAUGGGAAGAUCCGAGGGACUCGCCGGUUCUCCACCAUAUACAGCCACGAAAAGUAUCCUACUAUAUAGUGGAGGGUAGUCGCGGCCUGGAAAUGACCGCGUCCCUCGAUCCAGCAAACAACCAAAAUGGUUCACCGAACGGCGGAUCGAACGAGGGCAACCAAGACGGGAAGGUCUACACUCUGAACGUAACGAGAGGAUACGACAACGAUGGUUUCAACAAGGGCGACGGCGACGCCUUGGGCGCCGUCAUGAAACCACCCCGCGAACUGACAGACGAAGAGGCAUCUCUACAGGGCAAAUUUAAAUUAUCGCGCAAAGAAAAAUGGCGAAUUUUAAAGAACGUUACUAUAAUCUCAACGGCAUUUAUGAUACAAUUCACCGCCUUCCAAGGGACGGCAAACUUACAAAGUAGUAUUAAUGCUAAAGACGGACUCGGUACGGUUUCUUUGAGUGCGGUUUACGCGGCUCUCGUGGUCAGCUGCAUUUUUAUACCGACGUUUUUAAUUAAGCGACUAACGGCGAAAUGGACAUUGUGCUUGUCGAUGAUGUGCUACGCCCCCUACAUUGGGGCCCAGUUUUAUCCAAAGUUUUACACCCUCGUGCCCGCCGGCGUCCUUUUGGGUAUCGGCGCCGCUCCCAUGUGGGCGUCCAAAGCCUCCUAUCUCACCCAGGUCGCCGGGGUUUACGCGAAACUUACCGACCAAAGUGUGGAUGGUAUCAUCGUGCGCUUCUUUGGGAUCUUCUUCCUCGCGUGGCAAACCGCCGAGCUGUGGGGGAACCUAAUCUCAUCACUCGUAUUAAGCAACCCGCAUGGCGCCCACGGAGGAUCCAGCUCGAAUGGGUCGAUCGAAACGUACGACUCCUGCGGUGCAAAUUUUUGUGUUAUGAACCUGAACAACAACGACAACUUGGCGCGACCAGAUGACAAGGAAAUUUUCGAAAUAUCCGGAAUCUAUUUAUCGUGCAUCGUUCUCGCUGUUAUUAUCAUCGCAUUGUUCGUCGAUCCACUCUCACGGUAUGGUGAAAAACAGCGGCGAGCCAGCGUUGUGGAAUUGACCGGCAUUCAACUCCUCUCGGCUACCGCUUACCAACUGAAGAAGCCGUACCAACAGUUAUUAAUACCAAUUACGGUAUGGAUUGGUAUGGAGCAAGCGUUUAUUGGAGCGGAUUUCACCCAGGCAUACGUUUCCUGCGCUUUGGGUAUACCCUCAGUAGGCUACGUGAUGAUCUGCUUCGGAGUGGUGAACGCAAUAUGCAGUUUGCUGUUCGGAUCUGUGAUGAAGUACAUCGGAAGGAUACCGAUCAUUGCUUUAGGAGCGGGAAUACAUCUAGCACUUUGCACGUGGCUGCUACUGUGGAAGCCGCACCCGUCCAAUCCCAUUCUCUUCUUCGUCGCUUCCGGUCUUUGGGGCGUUGGAGACGCCGUAUGGCAAACACAAAUAAAUGGUCUCUACGGUACGCUAUUCAGGCGAAACAAGGAGGCCGCCUUUUCGAAUUAUCGACUAUGGGAGAGUUCCGGAUUCGUUAUCGCGUACGCCUAUUCCACCCACCUUUGCGCGAAAAUGAAAUUGUACGUCAUGCUUUCGGUGCUCGUACUGGGUAUUCUCAUGUACGUCAUCGUCGAAAUCCUGCACGCCCGAAAGGUCAGGAGACAGAAGGAGAAGGAGAGACAGGCCGCGCUGGACGAGGCGAGGAAUAGGCCGCCGGAGCCCGAAGAGACUGAUGAUGAGAAGGAUGAUAUUGAUGAUGACAUUAUUGUCACCCAUCUUUAGAUAUGGUUUAUCCAUUCCAUGCUAGUGGAAGAGAUUAGCUGAAGGCCUUUAUUCUUCAGUUUAAAUUAAAUUGCAAGAGUAAACCGAGUUCUACAUUGAAGAUCAUGGUGCCUACCAGUGUUAUAUUAGAAACUUUAAGAAGAAUAUCAUUAUUAUUUAAGUAUUUUAUUAUCACUCCUAUGCUAGUGAAUUAGACGCUUAAGACUAUUACUAUUAUAGAAAACACAGUACUUAUUCAAUUUUAGAUAGGUAGUCGUAUAGGUUAUCAUUACAAGUCUGUGAUGGUGAAUAUGUAGUAGAUGAUUUGGGGUUUUUAGACGAUACCUAUAACUCAUAAAUGAAAGUGGCAUCCUCUUUAAAUCGUUUCUUAAAAUGGAGGAAUUCGUACAGGUGCCAUCGAGAGUUUUUAAGUACUAAAUCAAAUAUGGGUUACUAGUUUUUAUCGCAUAUGAAAUGCUUGUAUAUCGUUAGAAAUUAAAAAAAUGCAACAAGUUCAAUGCUACACACUGUGGUAACAACUUCCCACUGUAACAUAAUUUUAUUUUAAAUUGAUUUAGCGAAAUAUUUAUGUAUACUUUUAUUCCUACAUGUUGUUAAUUGUUUUCGAACGAGGAUGUACUAUCAAUAACAACUAUUUUAAUAAAA